AUGUCCACCACACUCACCGAACAAGCUCCCUCUGAGCACAUCACCAAAUUCGAAACCAACUCCACCACACCUCACGAUAUUCAAGGAGUUCUCAACUAUUACCUCGACCCAGAAGAUGGGAGCCCACCAGAGCCCAACUACGUGAACAAAGUUACCUCAUAUGAUCGCCCUGUACACUCUGUUGAACUCACUGUCCACGAUAUCCGCGGCUCGGAAGAUCAAUAUACAUUGGAUACCACUGGUUUCCAGGUUGUGAAUCAUGUUAGCCAGGAAAAAGAUUUUGUGGAUGAGGAAAAGAUCAAGAAUGAUUACUAUAAAGAGACAGAGGAGUUGUUGAAAAGAGAAACCGGGGCCUCCAAAAUUUUCAUCUUCGACCACACAAUCCGUCGUGAAUCUCUUGAUAAGAGAGCUACAGCGCCUGGUUCUACUGAAACCGUCAACAAUAACCCCGCCCCCGUUGGUAUUCGUGGCCCCGUUCAACGCGUUCACAUCGAUCAAUCCUAUGCCGCCAGUCCCCGCCGCGUAACCCAUCAUCUUCCCGAAGAAGCAGAGAAACUCCUCAAAGGUCGUUUCCAAAUCAUCAAUGUUUGGCGACCCAUCAAGACAAUUCUUAAAGAUCCUCUUGGUGUCGCGGCUGCCAAUUCGGUUAAUGAGGAAGAUCUCGUUCCUAUCAAACUUAUCUAUCCCGAUCGCGAAGGAGAAACCCUCUCUGUCCGCCAUGCUCCGGGUCAUAAGUGGCAUUAUUUGUAUAAGCAAUCGCCCGGAGAGGUACUCUUGAUCAAGUGCUUUGAUAGUAAGACUGAUGGAAGAGCGAGACGUGUCCCGCAUAGUGCAUUUGUGAACUCAGAACAUGAGGGAGGGGAGACGAGAGAGAGUAUUGAGGUUAGAGCGUUGGUGUUCCAUCCAGAUGAUACAGAGUAG
This is a messenger RNA of Sclerotinia borealis F-4128, 921 nucleotides long. Lineage: Eukaryota; Fungi; Ascomycota; Leotiomycetes; Helotiales; Sclerotiniaceae. The record is from the annotation of a GenBank genome assembly.